Messenger RNA from Closterium sp. Naga37s-1, 417 nucleotides. The record is from the annotation of a GenBank genome assembly. Lineage: Eukaryota; Viridiplantae; Streptophyta; Zygnematophyceae; Desmidiales; Closteriaceae.
UCGCAAGCUCGCCGCUGGCUGUCGCAGACUUUAUCUCGAACUCUUCCCGCCGAUAAGCUGUUAAGCGAUCUGCUAGGAGAUGGCGAAAUACUCCUCGAGCUCGCCUGUUUGAUGCAGCAGCUGCUUGCGCCCGACGUGCCCCCCUCCGCCAGCGUCCCCCUGACGGCGGACUUUGACUCCUCCCCGCCUGCAACUCCCCCCGCGCCUGCUCCCGCAGCUGCCACUGCUGAUAGCGGUGGUGGUUCCGCUGCCGCUGCUGCUGCUGAUGGUGCUGGGAGUAGUGCUGCUGCUAACGGUGUAAUUGGUGGUAGUGCUGGGGUUAGUGCUGGUGGUGCAGCGGCUGGUGGUGACGUCAGCAGCAGCAGUGCAAACGGCAGCUGUUCCAGCGAGGACAGCAGCGGGCGGGUCGGGCUUUAA